UCUUGGGCUCUGCCACGUAAUGUUGCGUGCCGUUUAUAAAUUAUCAUCGAUAAAUAAUUCCACAAUUAUUCAUUGUUAAUCCAAAAGCAAUGCCAAAAACUGUGAAAUUUUUGACGUAACAAUAACUCCCCUUCGUCAAUCGUCAUCGACAUCAAGGAAGACGAGUCAAAUAAAAUGUCUCAGCCUAGUGGUUAUCAGCCGUCUUAUCCUGAUCUAUUGAAAAGCGGUCCACCACAAUUGCGACAACCACAAUCAUCAGUACAAUUAUCCUCUAUGGUUAAUGGUCAAUCAAGUACUAUUCCACCCGUACAAAAUGGAACUCAACAGUCUGGACCAUUCAUACAUCCAACGGGUACACCAUCUUCCCAAUCGUCUCGAGAUCCAUCGAGAGAGACAUCGCGAGAUCCAUCUCCAACGCAGCACCUGUACACCCAGUACAGGCCUCAACUGACGCGUCCCCCAAUGCCACCAAUAAAUGGCCAGCAAACGCAACCGAUAUCUCAAGAUCGUCAAUACCCAUCCAUCCCGAAUCAACAGAUAACGCCUCGUCCAGGAUUACCUCAAUUCCCAGGAAAUUCUCCCGACCCAGCAAGAUCCCAAAAUCCAUCGAAUCCCAUUUCCAAUCCCCAAUUCUCAACAAUCAACUCGUCAGCCCCCAACUCGAAUCAGCAGUGGAAACCCUCGACAAAUUCUCAGCACCAUCAGGACAACAAUCUAAAUCCAUCACUGCAAAAGCCAACGAUGCAAGUUCCUCCAGCAAGUGUACAAAAUCAAUCGAUACAAUUGGCCCCAGCGCCACCCCAGAUGCAAUACCCAAAUCAAGGAUCAAUGCAGCAACAGCCGCAUGUGCCACAGUUGCAAAAUUCCCAGCAGAAUAAUUAUCUCAAUCAACCACCGAGCAUUCCACCGAGUUAUCCCAAUCAAAAUGUCUACGUUAGUCCUACGAAUUUAGCUAGUCAAAGAAAAUAUCCUCAGGCAUCUUACGGUAGCCCAUUGGCACCUCGGGCCGCACCAUCUGCGACGGGAGAACUGAAGAAGUUUAAUUCAAUGCCAACGAUGCCAACGAUGCCAACGAUGCCAACAAUUCCAACGGUGCCGACGGUGCCGACGAUGCCGACGAUGCCGACGAUGCCAACGGUGCCGACGGUGCCGACGGUGCCAGGACAAUACGUUUAUGACAACAGAACAACAACAGCACCAACAAUAACAGGACAACAAUACCCUGGACAAAUGGCUAAUGUACCCUUGGACAAUCUAUCAAAGAGAUACCCUGGUCCUCCAGGUUAUCCAAAUGAUGCAUCGAUGAAUCAAUUGAAUACUCAGAUGGGAUCACUAAACGUAACCAAGAGCGGUUUUAACAGUCUCUGGGGCCAACAAUCACUCGAUCUACUUCAGUGCAGAAAUGUUCUGCCAUCUGAGAGAGUUGAACCACCAAAGAUAACACUCCAGCAGGAAUUCUUCGACAGUGUCAACUGCAGUCCUGAAAUAUUCCGAUGCACCCUGACUAAAGUGCCCGAGAGCAAUUCACUCCUUCAAAAAUCACGAUUACCACUGGGUGUAUUGAUUUAUCCAUUCAAGGAUCUCAAUCAUCUAUCUGUUAUACAAUGCAGUACGAUAGUGCGAUGUCGUGCUUGUCGCACGUACAUCAAUCCAUUCGUUUAUUUCGUCGAUUCUAAAAGAUGGAAGUGCAAUUUGUGCUAUCGAGUUAAUGAGCUUCCUGAAGAAUUUCAGUUUGAUCCUGUUACAAAGACGUACGGUGAUCCAUCGAGAAGACCAGAAGUUAAAACUAGUACCAUUGAAUUUAUAGCGCCAAGUGAAUACAUGCUCCGUCCACCUCAGCCAGCUGUUUAUUUAUUUUUACUCGAUAUAUCAAGAUUGGCUGUGGAGAGUGGAUAUUUGAAUAUUGUCUGUCAAGUUAUAUCCGAUGAAUUGUCGAAAUUACCUGGUGACAGUAGAACACAAGUUGGUUUUCUCGCUGUUGAUUCAGCUGUACAUUUCUUCAGCAUGCCAGACAACGUAUCACAACCCCAUGAAUUAAUAAUGCUCGACAUUGAUGACGUUUUUCUACCCUGUCCUGACAAUUUAAUUGUCAAUCUCAGGGAGAGGGAGGAGCUGAUACGCGAUCUAUUGGCCCAGAUGCCAACAAAAUUCAGUGGUACACACGACACUAAUUGUGCACUUGGUGCUGGAUUACAAGCGGCUUUUAAAUUGAUGUCAGCAACUGGUGGACGUGUCACUGUAUUCCAAACGUGCCUACCCAAUGUUGGACCCGGUGCACUGCAAUCGCGCGAGGAUCCCAACACACGUGCCAGCAAAGAUAUACAGCAUCUCAAUCCAGCAACAGAUUUUUACAAACGUCUUGCACUCGACUGCAGUGGCCAGCAAAUAGCUGUUGAUCUUUUCCUAUUAAAUAGUCAAUACAGCGACUUGGCGACGCUCUCAGGGAUGUGUAAAUUUUCAGGUGGCUGUAUUUAUCACAUUCCCCUGUUUCGUUACAAUAAACCACAGCACAAUGAGACGUUGGAGCGAAUGCUGCGUCGUUAUCUAACGAGAAAAAUAGGUUUUGAAGCUGUUAUGAGAAUAAGAUGCACCAGAGGUUUGAGUAUACACACGUUCCACGGUAAUUUCUUCGUGAGAUCAACGGAUCUUUUGAGUUUACCGAAUGUCAAUCCUGAUGCUGGAUUUGGCAUGCAGGUGUCUAUCGAGGAGAAUCUUUCGGAUGUGCAGACAGUAUGUUUUCAGGCUGCACUCCUGUACACAUCGAGCAAAGGAGAGAGACGUAUAAGGGUGCAUACCCUCUGUUUACCAGUAACGUCAAGCCUCACGGAUAUUCUCUACUCGGCUGAUCAGCAGUGCAUCGUCGGUCUCCUCUCGAAAAUGGCUGUCGAUAGGUCCCAGCAAUCGACACUCACUGACGCUAGAGAUGCACUUAUUAAUGUUGCCAUUGACGUUUUGUCUGCGUAUAAAAUAUCUCAGUCGGCAUUAUCUGGAGGUCUCAUGGCGCCAAUCAAUCUCAAAUUACUGCCACUUUACAUAAUUGCACUGUUGAAGUGCAAUGCAUUCAGAUUAGGUACAAGUACGCGGUUGGAUGAUCGUAUUCACUCCAUGUGUCAAAUGAAAACUCUACCUCUGACACAGCUCAUUCAGACGGUAUAUCCUGAUUUGUAUCCGGUGCAUGCACUAGGUGAUGGGAAUACAAAGGACAUUGAUGGAAGAAUAUGUCCACAACCACCGAGAUUACACUUGUCAGCUGAGAAACUUGAUUUUCGUGGGGCUUUCUUGAUGGACGCUGGAGACAGAAUAUUCAUAUACAUCGGUAAAAAUAUCGAUCCACAAUUCUGCUGCAAUGUACUUGGGGUAUCGGCUUACAGCUCAAUACCAGAAGAGAUGUACGAAUUGCCCGAGUUGGAUACCACCGAGAGCGAAAGGCUUCGCAAUUUUAUUUUCAGUCUGCAGGAUGACAAACCUUAUCAAGCAUCAGUUCAAAUAAUUCGCGAUGACAGCCACUUCAGGAGUUUGGUUAUCGAACGUUUGAUCGAGGACAGAUGUGAAUCAGCUCUGAGCUACUACGAAUUCCUCCAACACAUAAAAACCCAAAUAAAGUAGACAAAUUUAUCCUCUCCAUCGAACAUUCUAAAUCUAAUGUGUAGCUAAAUCAAUCAGUGUAAAAGGUACAGUUGAAUCGUACGGAGUGAUUUUCACUGUCUUUGUUAGUUUAUAAAAUGAACAUAAACAAACAGGUAUGCAUUGAUCAACAUUCGCUCCAUUCGCUGGAUUAUACGUGUUAAAUAACGUGAAAAAAUUUUUAUGACGAAUUAAGCCUUAAACAAUGCAGUGUAGGCAUUUAAAGAACUAUUGUAAUUAAAUCCUACCGUCGUCUAUCAUUUUUUUAACUAAAACUCAAGAUUUUUAGUUGACUCGCAUUGAAUUCGUGGGGGAAUUAGAUAAAACUAGAGCCAUCUUCAAUCAUGUGUGUAUUUUUCUUUGUCAUCAUCAUCGUAAUUAUAAAAAUGGCCAUUUAAAUACGUCAGAUGGAUAAUACAUUCAUUAUUUUUGUUGCUGUCCUCGUAUUAUUAUUAUAUGAUUGAACAAAUGUCUGGAUCAGCCGGUGAUGUGCAUGAAGUGUACGCCAUUUUUUUUUCUUCGGGUACAUUCUUAUGAAAAUAAAUGAAUUGUUUGCGAGUAAUGGUACAGGGACAAUUAAUAAAAUGUCUUAUCGUUACACUAUAGUCAAGUUAUUUUCUACAGCUCCAUGAUUGGUAAUGUUUUUUCGGCCUACCGGUCUGUUGGUUAAUUUCGUUAUUUAAUUAUUUAUCGAUCAUCAUUGAUUAUCGGUUACUGUUAUCUGUAUUCGCUAAAUAUGUAUGUAAAUAAGAAAAUAUAGAACACAUAUGGGUGAGAUAUCAAUACCAAUUCAUUGAUUCAUUCAAAUUUUCAAUUUCGUCUGUCACAGCUGUAUUGUUAUAAUAAAAGUGGUUCGGCAAA
Messenger RNA from Fopius arisanus, 4485 nucleotides. It is a transcript of the gene Sec24AB, whose product is annotated as Protein transport protein Sec24AB. Gene Ontology annotation, molecular function: SNARE binding; zinc ion binding. Gene Ontology annotation, biological process: COPII-coated vesicle cargo loading; endoplasmic reticulum to Golgi vesicle-mediated transport; intracellular protein transport. The transcript has 4 exons. Bases 175 to 3606 code for a protein of 1143 amino acids. Gene Ontology annotation, cellular component: COPII vesicle coat; endoplasmic reticulum exit site. Lineage: Eukaryota; Metazoa; Arthropoda; Insecta; Hymenoptera; Braconidae. The record is from RefSeq and is a predicted model, not a curated record.